Oryza sativa Japonica Group (Japanese rice) is the source of this 1570-nucleotide messenger RNA. NCBI's taxonomy places the organism in Eukaryota, Viridiplantae, Streptophyta, Magnoliopsida, Poales, Poaceae. The record is from RefSeq and is a predicted model, not a curated record.
CUGGCGGAGUCAUAAACAGCGCUGUAAAACGAGCAGCGCGCGCACGCCGAUCAGCAAGCCGCCACUGGCUACUUAAAGCCGUAGCCUGUAGCUCAGCUCCACCGCGCAUAAACCUAGCCAGCUAGCAACCGACAAGCCAAGGCGACGGCAAUGGCGCCGACGACGACGGCCACGGCGGCGGCGGAGCAGGCGCCGCCGCCGCAGCAUACGAGGAAGGCGGUGGGGCUCGCCGCGCACGACGACUCCGGCCACCUCACACCCAUCCGCAUCUCGCGCAGGAAAACUGGAGAUGACGACGUCGCUAUAAAGGUGCUGUACUGUGGGAUUUGUCACUCUGACCUGCACACCAUCAAGAAUGAGUGGAGAAACGCUGUCUACCCAGUUGUUGCAGGGCACGAGAUCACCGGGGUGGUGACCGAGGUGGGGAAGAACGUGGCGAGGUUCAAGGCCGGCGACGAGGUCGGCGUCGGGUGCAUGGUGAACACCUGCGGCGGCUGCGAGAGCUGCCGGGACGGCUGCGAGAACUACUGCUCCGGCGGGGUCGUCUUCACCUACAACUCCGUCGACCGGGACGGCACGCGCACCUACGGCGGCUACUCCGACGCGGUGGUCGUCAGCCAGCGCUUCGUCGUGCGCUUCCCCUCCUCCGCCGGCGGCGGCGCCGGCGCCGCGCUGCCGCUGGACAGCGGCGCGCCGCUGCUGUGCGCCGGGGUGACGGUGUACGCGCCGAUGAGGCAGCAUGGGCUGUGCGAGGCCGGGAAGCACGUCGGCGUGGUGGGGCUCGGCGGGCUCGGCCACGUCGCCGUCAAGUUCGCCAGGGCGUUCGGGAUGAGGGUGACGGUGAUCAGCACGUCGCCGGUGAAGAGGCAGGAGGCCCUGGAGAGGCUCGGCGCCGACGGCUUCAUCGUCAGCACCAACGCCAGUGAGAUGAAGGCUGCGAUGGGCACCAUGCAUGGCAUCAUCAACACGGCCUCUGCAAGCACAUCCAUGCACUCUUACCUGGCACUCUUGAAGCCCAAGGGCAAGAUGAUCUUGGUUGGCCUGCCUGAGAAGCCUCUCCAGAUCCCAACCUUCGCUUUGGUUGGAGGGGGCAAGAUACUAGCUGGGAGCUGCAUGGGGAGCAUCAGUGAAACGCAGGAGAUGAUCGACUUCGCCGCCGAGCACGGGGUGGCCGCCGACAUCGAGCUGAUCGGCGCCGACGAGGUGAACACGGCCAUGGAGCGCCUCGCCAAGGGCGACGUCAGGUACCGCUUCGUCGUCGACAUCGGCAACACCCUCAGGUCGGAUUGACUAGGGAGCUCACUGUCACUGGUCUCAGCUCUGUAGCAUACCGGACCUGCAAUCCUGCAAAGUAGUGCAAUCUUCUUGCUACAAGACAUACAUAUCACCUCUACUUGGUGUCAAUAAAUGUAGCAAAAGUGGUACAUUGUUGUACUAAUCUGUGUUUAAUAUAGCGUUGCAACACACAUGUAUAUUGUGUAAUGGAAUGGAAUGGGUCACUGACUCCUAUCCAAGAACGAGCCAUUUGCAUUUUGCAAUAAAGCAUUACUGUACUUGUACACAGGGACAA